Molecule: messenger RNA, 894 nt
Organism: Cryptosporidium muris RN66
Lineage: Eukaryota; Apicomplexa; Conoidasida; Eucoccidiorida; Cryptosporidiidae
Exons: 2
Coding region: 1-894 (297 amino acids)
Source: RefSeq, a predicted model, not a curated record
AUGGUUUCUAUUGUAUCAACAGCUCAAGUAGGCCGUAUAGUGGAUGACUCAAGUACAGGCAGGACAGGAAAGAUACAUCAUAGGAAGUGUGGUAUUUGGGGAACUGCUUACUGCUGCUUAAGCCUUAAGACAAGUGUUAUAAUGAUAGCAGUAACCUAUGGAUUUCUAUAUUUGAUAGUAAAGUUUUGUAAGUUUAAUAUUAGCUUUCUUUCUUUUCUAACGAUUACAGCAAUUAAUUCUACUAUGAAUCUAGCUGGAAUGAAUUCUAAUUUGGACAUACUAAGUAAAAUUUUGCCUGAUUAUCUAGAAAAGUAUUUUGACAAACUCAUUUUUUUACUAUUAAAAGAGGUAGUCACUAAACUAGAUUCAAAUAUGGUUUCUACAUUCCAAGUCAUUUUAAUUAACUAUCUAAAUAUUUCUUCAUUUAUUUAUGGAUAUUUAUUUAUUAUUGGCCUUAUAUCUGGUAUUUUCUCGUGGUUCUGGGCAACUGUAACUUUUCUAGUUUUAAUUUGGGUAGAUGUUAUCAAAAACAUCACAGGUAUACUCUUUUUCUACUUUAUGAUAGCUAAAAACUUCCAAUCUUGGUGGAUGUAUUUCUACAUAUUUUUAGGGGUUACUAGUGUCCUAUUAUUUAUUUUAUUAUGUUUUUAUUAUACGAUUCAGGUUACAUAUUCUUUGUACUUGGUACAACUAGCAGGGGGGAGAGGAAACGAAAAAGUUCCUUACUUCAAACUUAGAAGAAUGGUUCCAAGUAGCACAACAUGUUUAGGUACAUCUCCCCGUCCUAGAAUAGCAAGCAGAAUAGACCCAAAUAUAGACUCUAUAGCAGAUGAAACUAAUCCUUUGCUACAGAAAGAGUCUUCUAAUGUACAACAGCCAGAACAGCUAGUUUAG